Gadus chalcogrammus (walleye pollock) is the source of this 1128-nucleotide messenger RNA. RefSeq names its product GTPase IMAP family member 7-like. The transcript is spliced from 2 exons. NCBI's taxonomy places the organism in Eukaryota, Metazoa, Chordata, Actinopteri, Gadiformes, Gadidae. Gene Ontology annotation, molecular function: GTP binding. Bases 1 to 1128 code for a protein of 375 amino acids. The record is from RefSeq and is a predicted model, not a curated record.
AUGGCGUCAUUGGAUUCUGCCGCGUCAUCAGAGGGCCGGCCGGCGCUGCGUCUGGUUCUGCUGGGGCGGACGGGCUCGGGCCGCAGCGCCAGCGCCAACACCAUCCUGGGGCGCUCCGCCUUCCCUUCCUCCGCCUCCCCCCGCUCCCUCACCCACCACUGCCAGACGCACAGCGGCACCGCGAUGGGUCGGAACCUGGACGUGACCGACACGCCGGGGCUCUUCCACACGGGCCUCUCCCCGCAGGAGGUGACAGAGGAGCUGCUCCGCGGCCUCCUGGUGCUGGCCGCCCCGGGACCCCACGCCCUCCUGGUGACCCUGCGGCCGGGCCCCUACACCCAGGAGGAGCGGCGGGCCCUGGGGUGGCUGAGGGCCGUGCUGGGGCCCCGGGCGCCCGAGUUCACCCUGCUCCUCCUCACCUGGGGGGAGGAGGGGCUGCAGGGCCGCGGGCCCGGGGACUUCCUGGAGGAGAGCGAGGAGCUGAGGGAGUUUGCGCGGAGCUGCCGCGGCGGAUGGCACCUGCUGGAGAACAGGGGAGGAGAGGCCGGCCGGCGGGAGCAGGGGGGGCAGGUGCAGACGCUCCUGGAGAAGGUGGAGAGGAUGGUGGAGGAGAACGGGGGGGGUUUCUAUAGCAACGAGAUGCUCCGUGACGCAGGGGGCUCCGUCCGGGAGGUGCAGGAGGAGAGGAUUCCGGGAGGUGAAAAAAGCUGGGAGGACCUAGGAGAGGAGGAGGCGAGGAGAGGGGGACGAGGAGAGGAGGAGGCGAGGCGAGGAGGGAGAGAGGAAAGGAGGGGAGAGGAGAGGAGAUGGAGUAGCGUGGAUGAUAGAGGGAGAAGAGAGGAGGAGGAGAGGAAGAGGGAGGAGGAGGCAGCCAGGCGGAAAGAGGAGAGGGAGUUCUGGUCCGAGCUAUUGACGGCGGUGGGGAGGGGGGCAGCGGAAGGGGCGGGGUUAUUAGAGAAGGGGGAGGGGCAAGCGGGGAAGAUGCCUGGGAUAGGAAAGGCCCUGAAGAAGGUCAGUACCAUGGCAACCUCACCGCUGUCAGUCACCUCGGCGGCCAGAGCGGUGGGUGGGGCCGUGAGAGAGGGGGGGAGGGUCUUAUUCAAACACCGCAAGGCACUCCGGCCCUGA